CAAUGCUACGUGAACGAGAGAGAACUCGAUAAAGAAGCGUUGGGAGGCGUCGGUGUAAAACCACAACAGGAACCCGACGUUUAAAGCCUCACGCCGUUGGAGCAGGCUGGCAGGCCCCACCUCAAGUCGGAACGCACUUUCAGCGGAGUGCAGUUUUCCCGCCGGAGUCGGGGUCAGCUGCACCUUUCCCUAUUGCGCAGGCGCAGUGCCAGUAACAGCAUGGAAGCCGUGGGUGUGCUGUGUUUGGCUGUGGUAGUCCUAGCACCCGGCAUCUUCUGGGUUUGGCACUUCUUGGAACGGAUGAAGAGUCAGGUGCAAGCUGGCCUGUUGGAAAGAGGAAGCCGGACCCUCCUAGUGAUCGCGCACCCCGACGAUGAAGCCAUGUUCUUUGCUCCCACAUUGCUAGGCUUGGCCCGCCUGAGGCACCACGUGUUCCUGCUCUGCUUCUCUGCAGGAAAUUACUACAAUCAAGGGGAGAUUCGUAAGAAAGAACUGUUGCAGAGCUGUGAUGUUUUGGGGAUUCCACCCGCCAGUGUAAUGAUUAUUGACAGCAGGGACUUCCCAGAUGACCCAGGUGCGCAGUGGGACACAGAGCACGUGGCCAGCGUCCUUCUCCGGCACGUGGAAGUGAAUGACAUCGACCUGGUGGUGACCUUCGAUGCCGGGGGAGUGAGUGGGCACAGCAAUCACGUGGCUCUGUAUGCGGCCGCAAGGACCCUCCACUCGGAAGGAAAGUUACCUGAAGAGAGCCAUGUCCUGCCACCGCAGCCAGCUCCUCUGGUUCCGCCGGCUGUACGUGCUCUUCUCCCGGUACAUGAGAAUCAACUCUCUGCACUCCCUCUGAAGCCUGGACGCCUUUUCAGAUCCAAGGAACAAGGAGAAGAGAGACCAGGACGCCGGGGGCCUGCUCGGGGGCUGGCUAUGUCCCUGGGCCAAAGGAGAUCCCAGGGCAGGUGGCCUCCCAGAACUCUGCUCCUGUGUGGUCAGCCCUAAGGAGAGGGAGGCCGUGCAGGCCAAGGACUGCCUAAGCUUCAGCUUCUUCCUCCGGGAAGAAAACCACAACCAAAAACAGGCCCAAGGAUAAGAGUAGUUACCCUGCCAGGUUCUCCAGCUCUUGUGAGAAAUAAUAUACAUAAUAACCCGGAGUAUGUCAGGCGCCCAGCACAGAGCCUGCGGUUACUGAAGGUGAGUGAAGGCGCCCAAACCACUUCUCAGGUGCAACGUGCUGCAUCUUUACACUGCUUCCAGAGCCGGCUCACCACACACGCGCACACAGCAUUGUCUGUAUUGAAGUAGUUCAACCGAUUCCUUUAUCUUUGUGGCCUGUGCACCAGGUCUGAACCGAGGGAAAACCUGCUCUGUUUAACACCAGUCACUGACUGGGGCAGCCAAGCUCCAGUGCUGGGUACUGCUUCACACAGGGCUGAAUAUGGUGUGGCCCCUGCCUUCAACAAACUUAUGACCAAAUAUUCUGGCUCUCAGUCUUUUGGGAAAAGCAGGAAAUAGGAAGAGAAAGCUGGCCUUAAAAAAAUUGCCCUAGCCAGUUUUGCUCAGUGGUUAGAGCACUGGCCUACAGACUGAAGGGUCCUGGGUU
Molecule: messenger RNA, 1594 nt
Organism: Miniopterus natalensis
Lineage: Eukaryota; Metazoa; Chordata; Mammalia; Chiroptera; Miniopteridae
Gene: PIGL
Product: phosphatidylinositol glycan anchor biosynthesis class L
Cellular component (GO): endoplasmic reticulum
Molecular function (GO): N-acetylglucosaminylphosphatidylinositol deacetylase activity
Source: RefSeq, a predicted model, not a curated record